AUGGCCCAGGCAUCAGCAGGCUUUGUGCCACCGUCAAACAGACGCACCUAUCCACCCCAACCACCAGCACCAGCACCACCACCACAACAUCCCCAGCCGCACCAGCAACAACCGUCCGGCAACAUGAUGGCCCACUUUGCCUUUCCGGCACCCCCACACCACCUCUCUCCCUCCUCCCCACUGCACCCCUCCUUCGCCCCGCAGGCCUCAAUGACCCCGCCACCAGCAGCAGCAGCAGCAGCAGUGUCCCGCAACGACCUCUUCAACACAUCUUGGUCACCAGAGCUGCCCCCACCCCGCCCACUGGCUCAACAGGCGCGGGCGUCGUCACCCCGCCGAACCCCAGCUCCGCUCUCUGUUGCGUCACUCCCGCCCGCCUUUGCAGAGUCGCGAGCUGCAGCCUAUGCAGCGGCAACGUCAUCGUCGUACCGCUACCGUCGGCCAACGACGCCGCCGCCGUUCAUGUCGCCCCCAACAUCGCCGUCCGGGCCGACGCGAACCGGUGGAGCUGGCCCAACGGCCGCCAUCGGCAUCCCUGGAGCUUCCGGCUCAAGCGCCGUCCUCGACAACGGCCCUAUGGCCGACAACUCGGCACCACCGCCUGGUGGGUCCAAGACGAGCUCGUUCUUCGAGUCUGCAGCGGCCGAUACGCCGCCCCCAGCGCCGCGCCUGGGCAGCACACUCGGUGCGCCUUCGCCGCUCAGCCUGUCACGAGCCAGCAGUCUCCGAGCCCGCGCCCUUCCGUCAUUGCCGUCCCCGCCUCCUCCUCUGGCCGCCGACGACGACGACAUUGACAGAUUGGGUGACGCUGCUCCGUCUGGUCUGAGCCCCUUGCACCAGUCGCCAUCGCUGCCGCCGACAAACACCAGCAACUGGGUCCCACCACGCCCGCCGGCCGCCGACCACAUCCAGCUCCGUCUAUUCCCCGAACAGACGUAUCUGUUGGGGGAAGGGCGCUAUGCCCGCGUCUACCUGUCUGCAUACAAGCGCGAGGGAAUGGGGCCCGAGUGGACGUUGGCAGCUGCGAAGCGGUUGGCGCCAGACCGCGAAAGCCAAACAAUGGGCCUGCGCGAGGCCUUCUUCCUCAACCGACUCGGAGCGAUGCCAGCGCGCGCCAGCUCCCCCCUCCGGUCCACGGGCAGGAAGGCACGUAACGGUCGCGUCUACGUCGUCAAGCUCAUUGCCGUCAAGGAGGCCUCUGAGACGCCGUCACUGUCCCUAUCGGCGUACGCGCAUACCCGCAGUGCGAGCGACCAGAUUGUCGACGGCCCCCCGACGUCUCCGACCUUGGUGAGGCAGCGGCCGCGCAGCAGCACAAUCUACGCUUCCAACAGGCAAGAGUCCGGGUCGCACCCAAACCUCCCGCAACUGGCCUACGGCGACUCUCCCAAUGGCGGCAUCCCAUCCCCAGGCGCCAGUGCAAGCCGGCUGGUCCUCGUCCUCGAGCACGCGCCCCUUGGAACCCUCGACAGGUUACUCAGGACGUCGCCGGCGCUCGUGGGGGACCAGCUUUGGGGCAGGUGGGCGCGCGAGGCUGCCGAGGCCCUCGAAUGGGUGCAUUCGCGCGGCGUCGUGCAUGCCGACGUCAAGCCCAGCAAUCUCCUUCUCACUGCCGACCUCCACCUGCGGUUAUCCGACUUUGGAUCCUCGCUGCUCGUGCACCCGGCGCACCCGCCAACGGAUGGCGUGGGACUGGGUACGCUGCCGUUCUCGCCUCCCGAGUUGGUCGACCCAACGAAACCGUUUUCGUUCCCUGUGGAUGUCUUCUCCCUGGGCGCCACGCUCUAUCAGUGCAUCACAGGUCGUGAGCCGUACCGCGGAUCUCGGCCUGUGGAGAUGAUUCUGCACGUCCGCAACGGUGGCCUGUGGGCUUGGGAGGAGAACGAACGUCUCGGCCGGAUCGGGACUGCCGACAACACCCCAGCGACCUCUGCGCUGGCCAGCCCUUACCCCUCGGCAUGGCACGAUGACGCCGUCAACCAGCUCGUCCCGAGCGUGUACCCAGACCAGUCGCUGCGCCGCGCCGGCUCGCUCCGUGUGCCCAUGCGCCCAUCUCGUGGCGGCGGCUCCAACAUGCAUGGCCCGCUGUCGACCUCGUUUGAGCGGCCCCGCCUCAACCGCGUCGGCUCGGCAGAGAGCAUCAAGGCGAGCGACGACGUUGUGGCCGGUGACAAUUCGAGCGAGUCUCCAUCAGCCAUCAAGCUGUGGCACAACUGGGUCAAGGGCGGCGGGGGCGCGCACCGCAAGCACGGGUCCAAGCUGGGCCCGAUCGAGCGCCUGCUACGCUCCGACGACGAGCCGCCUUCCCCGCCCAUGUCGCCCAGCUCUGCAGGCCAUGGCAGUGCCACUGGCGCAGUCAGCCGCUCGUCGUCGCUCCGCAGCGUCAUGUCUCGUGCGCCAAGUCUCAGGUCCCCCACAUACCGUAACCCGACCAGUCCCACGGGUUACCUCGUCUCGCCCGCAGGUUCACCGACCGUCCCGUGCCCGCUCUCCGUCAGCCCCACCGCUGCGACGACCGUCGAGCCGUCGCCGGCGUAUUCGGACGGCGCGCCAGCCAUGUUCUUCCUCGGCGGGGACUGCCAGCGCGUGCCCGACGACGUGCGGGAUGUCAUUCGUGCCAUGCUCGACCCCGUCCCCGAGAUGCGGCCCACUGCAAGCGAUGUGGUUGGCGCAUGGGACCAGCUGUGCGUAGGCGUGGACGAGGACGAGGACGCCGAGGGCGAGGAUUGA
Apiotrichum porosum is the source of this 2730-nucleotide messenger RNA. RefSeq lists its product as uncharacterized. The transcript has 2 exons. The record is from RefSeq and is a predicted model, not a curated record. The coding region runs from base 1 to 2730 and encodes 909 amino acids. Gene Ontology annotation, molecular function: ATP binding; protein kinase activity. Gene Ontology annotation, biological process: protein phosphorylation. NCBI's taxonomy places the organism in Eukaryota, Fungi, Basidiomycota, Tremellomycetes, Trichosporonales, Trichosporonaceae.